This is a messenger RNA of Adineta ricciae, 1554 nucleotides long. NCBI's taxonomy places the organism in Eukaryota, Metazoa, Rotifera, Eurotatoria, Adinetida, Adinetidae. The record is from the annotation of a GenBank genome assembly.
AUGGCCACGUCGGUUGGUAACAUUGAAGAAAUUCUUCCGUUUGUGGAUUGUGAAAUCGAAAGCAAUGUUGAUCUCAAAGUACCAUCAACUAAACGACCCAAAUUCGCUCAAAGAUCAAAACAAAAAUCGAAUUCGAAUGUCAGCAAUAAGAUCGGCGACACUUCUUAUCUUUAUUUUGAGAACUCAGAGAAUGACAGUGAUUUACUUGUAUUCGCACCUUAUACAGGACCAAGUAAUACAUCGCAUCUCGGCAACAAUCUUUCUAUUCCACAGUUACUCUCGGCUACUUCAGCACAUGAUUCAACUCGUAGUUUGCAAAAUUUCCUCUAUGAUUAUGAUAAAAAACUAACAUCAUUAAAGACAACUUUGGAAAUAAUGACAUUAUUUAUUUACAUACGUUUCGGGAUAUUUUAUAUUACUCAUUCUAAUUUAUCCAACAAUCAAUCAAUACCAGUAAAAGCCUUUACCUCUCUUCGAAACCGAGGUGAAAGAUUUAAAAGUUCCUUUUAUACAUGCAAAGGUGUAACAACGCCAAAGACUUUAGUAAACACAAUACUUAAAGACAACUAUCGACAAGUCUGUUCGAAUAUUUACUCAUACGACAUACAACUGUACGGAACAAAGACUAAUCCUCAUGCGCAACUUCAAUUUCAAUAUGAUGAGCAAUGUCAAUGUCGUUCAGUACAUUAUCAACAAGAUUAUCCAACUAAUUUUAACUUUAUUCGUGAUAAAACAUCCAGUCGAUUUCGUUCCACUGAUAAUUCUUAUGCAGAUAUAUUCGAUUUUCGUAUUCAAUUAGUACAAGGAAAACAUCUGACAAACACCGAUCCGGCUGUUCUUGAAAUUCUUCGUGGCGUACCGAUCAAUAACGUCCUAUCAUUCGAUCCCUCAACACAUGCGAUACAAAUCUCGCCGCAACUCCAAAAAUAUGUCAAAUAUUUCAAAUGUACACGUUCAACAAAGUACCAAAACUCCGACGACUCAAUUCUCAUCAGUAUGAGUACAUACGAAGAAUUUCAAAUGACUAAAGAAGGUUUCUGGGAACCAUUGAUGACUGCAUCGAAUACCAUGAAUAUAGAAUUCCUUAACGGAAAUGAUAUUCCAUCGGGAAAGAAACUUUAUGAUACAGGAAUGUGGUUUUCCACCUUAUGUCAAGCAUGUGUAGAAUUACCUUCCGGAACAAUUAAAAAUGCACAUCGGAAGAAAACACGCCGAUGGUUUUCCGAUGUCUUGUUUUGUAAACAAGAUCAAUCGAUAACAAAGAUGAAUGUGGAUCAACUAACUCGAUAUACAACGAAUAAAACGCAGAAAUCGUUUACUAGUGAAGAAUUAGCAUUUGUGAAGAGAAUUUUACUAGAGGAAAACACACGAGCGAUAUUUUUCGAUGCAAACGAAAGUCAAAUAUGUACCAUGAAAGAAUUACAACAAAGAUUCGUAGAUUUACAGAAGAAAUUACAAGCGAAUGCUGCACCAUCAGCUGGUCGAGCAUUGAAAAAAGUUCAGGACGCAUAUCAGACCAUAAUGAAACAAUUUAAAUUGAAUUCUAAUAAAUAA